Molecule: messenger RNA, 998 nt
Organism: Penaeus vannamei (Pacific white shrimp)
Lineage: Eukaryota; Metazoa; Arthropoda; Malacostraca; Decapoda; Penaeidae
Source: RefSeq, a predicted model, not a curated record
CGAGCAUGUGGCUGGGCGCGGCAAUGUCCUCCUCCUCCUCCUCCUCCUCGUCCCUUUUGCUUCUCUUGUGCCUCCUCCUGGCCAAGCAGGGCGCCGUGCUCGGAGACCAGACGUGGUGGCAUGCGGCUUCCAUCAGCUAUGCCGAACCCAACAACACUGUGGGCCAAUUUGCGGAGUCGGAGCCCGUGCCCUUCCUGGCCUGCAGCUCGUCCGCCAACAGCGCUCCGUGGGCCGAGCUGUUCUGCCACGUGGGCGAGCGUUGUCUCCUGUCCGAUAACGUGGUGCAGGGGCGCUACCACGACCCUUCAGCAACCGUUGGCGAAACCCAGUGCUGGACUAAACACGCUCCUCCUCCUUGCUUCCCUCCGUUCACCGACGUCCCCAACUUGGGCUGCCUUCUCCUCCGAGCAACUCCGAUCAUGAGUUGGCACGACGCUCGCCUCGUCUGCAGGAGCUAUGGAGGAGACCUGGUUGUUCCCAAGGACUAUAACGCUCUGGCUGCCUACUUUCUGCCCUUCGGCCCCAAGGAUAUGUGGGUGGGCGUGUACAAGGAGAAGUGGGUGGAUGGUUCACCAGUGACUAAUUGGGGGGCUGGCGAACCGGAUGGAGGCACCCAGUACUGCGCCAGAAUGUUGAAGCUAUCAGGGAGAUACCAAAUCUGUGAUGCUGGAUGUUCUCUUGUAUACGGAUUCUUAUUCCAUGACAACACAGGACCCAUGACAAUAAACAUUGUCAACUGGACUUCUGUGUCUUUUGGAUAUAACCUCCUCUCUGCAGAAACAUCAAUCCUUGUACCAGUCAGCCUAUUUAUCUUGAUGUAUUUGGCAAGAACAACAAUUGUGGUGUACGGAGAACAGUCUCAAGUUCUUCGAGAUCCACUCCAGUUCUUUCUUGGCGUGAAAUAUUUCCAAAGGCCUUUCUCAGAAGAACACAACAACAGUGAUUCUGUGUCUCUGGCAUCGAUUCAGAGGCGCCUGAUUCCACCGUUACAAAAUUAA